Messenger RNA from Tripterygium wilfordii, 947 nucleotides. RefSeq names its product iron-sulfur cluster assembly scaffold protein IscU-like. Gene Ontology annotation, molecular function: ferrous iron binding; 2 iron, 2 sulfur cluster binding. Gene Ontology annotation, biological process: intracellular iron ion homeostasis; iron-sulfur cluster assembly. The transcript has 3 exons. Gene Ontology annotation, cellular component: mitochondrial matrix; cytoplasm. The record is from RefSeq and is a predicted model, not a curated record. Lineage: Eukaryota; Viridiplantae; Streptophyta; Magnoliopsida; Celastrales; Celastraceae. Bases 74 to 583 code for a protein of 169 amino acids.
ACCAGCACCGCCACUCGGGAAAUCUAGACCCUAUAAAUAGACGAAUCUCGCUCUCUCUGUUAGCGUAAAAAAUAUGCUAAGGCUAGUUUCUGCUUCGAAAAGCCUGCUCGGGCUAACAUCGCCUUCGCGGCCGGUCCAGGUCUUGCCGCGUUUUUACCACGAGAACGUUAUCGACCACUACAACAACCCUCGCAACGUCGGAGCCUUUGACAAAAAGGAUUCUAAUGUGGGCACCGGCCUUGUGGGCGCACCCGCAUGCGGAGAUGUCAUGAAGCUACAAAUCAAGGUCGAUGAGGUGACUGGAGAGAUUACUGACGCCUGCUUCAAGACCUUUGGCUGCGGCUCGGCAAUCGCUUCGUCUUCUGUUGCUACCGAAUGGGUGAAAGGGAAAAAGAUGGAGGAAAUCGUGACCAUCAAAAAUACUGAGAUUGCAAAACAUCUUUCCCUCCCACCAGUUAAGCUGCACUGCAGUAUGCUUGCAGAGGAUGCAAUUAAGGCAGCUGUGAAAGAUUACCAGAGCAAACAUGUUAAUCCCAGCGCCAGUUCAGAUGCUGCAUCUGUUGAGAAGGCUGCCAAUGCUUGAAUGUGUAUAAAUGUUGUUGAUGAAAACUUUUAAGAUAAGGACAGGGAUCUACUAGUUAUGACAAUAAACAGUCGUGCUUGGAUUAUACAGAGCUGGACUGGCACUCUAUAGAAGCAUUUUCUUUCUUUUAUGGUGCUCUUGUAAAGAAGCUAUUGUAUUAAAUAUCAAAUGGAAGAAAACUUCUGAAGGCAUGGCCUAAGGAUGGGGAUUAUGUACUAGUUAUGACAAUAAACAGUUGUGCCUUGAUUGUGAAGAGCUGGGGUCCUGGACCGCCAAUCUAGUGGAGCAUUUUCUUUCUUUUAAGGUGCGCUUGUCAAUAAGCUAUUGUAUUAAUAUGAAAUGGGUUUAGUGUGUUUUGUCUGUC